Messenger RNA from Paramecium sonneborni, 2140 nucleotides. The record is from the annotation of a GenBank genome assembly. NCBI's taxonomy places the organism in Eukaryota, Ciliophora, Oligohymenophorea, Peniculida, Parameciidae.
AUGAAUAUUUUAAAUCAAAAAUAAGUACAAGAAACUUAAGAAACAACAUGCAAAAUUCAUAAUCUAGAAUUCAUAGCAGUCAAUUUGGAUUUAUCAGACAAGGCACAAAUUUAAUUCUUUUGUGGUAAAUGCUUAGCGGAGAAAUUAAAUAACAAUAAAGUGGCCACUAUAGAGCAAUCAAAAGAGACAAUCUAAAAAGUUAAAAUUUAGUAAAAAGAUGUUAAAACAAAAGAGAAUCAAGCAAGACUCACUUAUUAUAAAAAUAUAUUAGAUCAAAUCAUGGAUUUCAAAAGAUUUGUAGAUGAUUCAUUAGAUAAAAUGUAUCGAUAGAUUUAAUAAUACAUAUUUCCAAUAUAAAAAGAAAAAUAGGAAUUAAUAGAAUAUGAAUAAUAAUUAAAUUAUUUUGAAGAUUUAAAAUAAUUAUCAGAAUUAUAUUCCUAAGAUGAAUAAAAAUCAACUAAAUUAUAAGAAGACAAUAAUUUUAUCGAUGAAAUUUCAAGACAAUUUGAACUAUUGUUCAACUGUUCUGAGUACUUUUAGACUUUAGAUACUUUUAAGAAUACAAAAGAAACUAUAAAAGAUAUUAUGUAAAAUAAUGUUAUUGAAUUAUUUCCCUUUGUGAAUAUCAAAAAAAAUGAUCCGGUAUUUUCAAUUAAUUAUUAAUAGAAAACACCUAGUUUAAAUAGAAUUUGUAUUAAUCAUAAAAAGGAAAUUAUUAUGAUUGAUAUGGAUUCUUAGAAUAAGAAGAUAGAAGAUAGAUUUGUAUGUGUUGAUUGUAUUUCUUAGAAUCCUUAAAUUAAAUAUUAGACAAUUGAAGAUAUAGAUAAAGAAUGGAAGGAAUAUAACACAUAAACUGAUAAGCUACUAAAGGAGUAUAAAAAAGAAAGUAGAGACAAGAAAUCUGAAUUAUUUAACUAAAUAGCACAAAUGAGAAAGAAUUAUAAUAAGAAAUUGAAUGAAAUUAGUGAUAAAUUGAUUGAAGAAUCAUUCUUAUGUACUGAUAAUGUUAACUAAUCAAAUUAAAUAAAGACAAUAUCAAUAUAAACAUUAAGCGAUGAAUAAUUAUUAAAGGAUUUAAAGUAAUUAAUUGAAAAAGAAAAAGAAAAAGUUUCAUAAAGUUAAAUAAUAACAACUUUAAAAAAUAAAGACUCUAUAUUUAAAAAGGAAAUAGAAUCUCAAUUAGAAUCUUUAUAAUAAUAUGAUUAAUAAGAUAUUUAAUAGUCAUUGGACAUUCUCAAGGAUAUUUCAAGUAUCAAUUUAUUUAUUUGGUUGUAGUGGAAAAAAAUUUAAUUUGUUAAUUAACUGAUAUGAUCUAAAAAAUCUAAAAAUGCGGACAAAAGGAUGAAAACUAUAAAAAUCAAAUUAAUUUUAUCAAAGAAAUUUAAGAAUUAAUAGAUUAAGCUAAAAAAUAUCAGUGUCAAUUGCAUCUAUUUGAUUAGGCUAUUACUGUUUAUCAAUAGCAUAUUUAAAAGAUAGAUUACAUUUAAGAAAACAUAUAGAUUAAAUCCAAAGACUAAGCAGUUAAAUCUGAAUAAUUGAAGUCCUAAUACUCUAAAUUAUCAAAUAUUUUGAAUGAAUACAAGAAGAUAUUUGAUAAAAAUAGUACAGAGUUUAAAAAGUUUUGUAACAUUUAGUAAAUGGAAUUGGAAAUAUUAAAUUAAACAGAAACUAAUAAAAAUUUAGAAAUUUAAAGUAAUUCAAUAUAAUUUAAAUAGAAAAUAAUUAAAUCAAUUCUAUGGAAGAAUCAUUUAAGUAAAAAUUCAAUGAUUUAAAUGAAAGGUUAUAGCUGAAAUUUUUUUUAAGUCUUACAAUUUUUAAUUGGUGUAGAAAAAAAUUUUUUAAUUUUAAAUUUUAGCCCCUGUUUACUCCAAAAGUGUAAAACUUUCUUUCAUUAAAAUGGAAGCCAAAAUAACAGAGAACCCUCUUCCAAUGUAUUUGAUGUUUGAACUUUGAUCACUACAGAUCGAGAAGGUGGUCCAAGGAGGUCAUUUAAUCUUUUUUUUCUUGGUGAUAGACAUAAUAGAAUCUCAAACUAUUAGAGACUAGAGUUAGACAAUAGAACAUGGCUAAAAUAUAAAUAUCUUGCUUGCGCCAUAUGCAACAAUACAGCACAAGUUAAGAUUAAGUAAAGAAAUUAUAA